This is a messenger RNA of Zophobas morio, 1815 nucleotides long. RefSeq names its product Vacuolar protein sorting 4 (gene Vps4). Gene Ontology annotation, molecular function: ATP hydrolysis activity; ATP binding. The coding region runs from base 236 to 1552 and encodes 438 amino acids. NCBI's taxonomy places the organism in Eukaryota, Metazoa, Arthropoda, Insecta, Coleoptera, Tenebrionidae. Gene Ontology annotation, biological process: vacuole organization; endosomal transport. The record is from RefSeq and is a predicted model, not a curated record. The transcript is spliced from 7 exons.
UUCAAAGAUGGCGCUCCAUGCAAUUGGCAGUACACAUGUCAAAAUGUGUGUCAAAAUAAUUCGUCGAACUGAGGAACUGAGCCCGUAAUGUCAAAUAGAUAAAUUUCACAUGAAAUACGAAAUUUUGAUAUAUAUGUGGCAGACUGUAGUGAAAUUAUAUUUCCUAUAAUUUCAAUAUUAUCCCGAUAUCGUGUAUUACAAAGAGGUGUAUAAGUUGGAUACAAAACCCUAAGAAAUGGCAUCAGGGACAACUUUGCAGAAAGCAAUAGAAUUAGUAACAAAAGCCACCGAAGAAGAUCGUAACAAGAAUUAUGAAGAAGCACUUCGAUUAUAUGAACAUGGGGUAGAAUACUUUUUACACGCCAUCAAGUAUGAGGCACAAGGUGAAAAGGCUAAAGAAAGUAUCCGAGCCAAAUGUUGUCAAUAUCUUGAACGGGCUGAAAAAAUUAAAGAGUCACUUAAAAAGGGAAAGAAAAAACCCAUCAAGGAUGGAGAAGCUGACUCAAAAGAUGACAAAAAAAGUGACAGUGACAGUGAUGGUGAUGACCCAGAGAAGAAAAAACUUCAAAAUAAAUUAGAAGGAGCAAUUGUUGUUGAGAAACCCCAUGUGAAAUGGAAUGAUGUAGCUGGUCUAGAUGCAGCUAAAGAAGCUCUUAAAGAGGCUGUAAUUCUACCUAUUCGAUUCCCUCAUCUUUUCAGUGGGAAAAGAGUUCCUUGGAAAGGAAUCCUGCUCUUUGGUCCUCCAGGUACUGGUAAAUCAUACUUGGCAAAAGCUGUUGCUACUGAAGCAAAUAAUUCAACGUUUUUCUCUGUAUCUUCUUCUGACUUGGUCUCAAAGUGGCUUGGUGAAUCUGAAAAACUUGUCAGAAAUUUGUUUGAAUUGGCACGCCAGCACAAACCCAGCAUAAUUUUCAUUGAUGAAAUCGACUCUCUUUGUUCAUCACGAUCUGAUAAUGAAUCAGAAUCCGCCCGCAGAAUUAAAACAGAAUUUCUUGUACAAAUGCAAGGUGUAGGUCAUGAUACGGAGGGUAUUUUAGUUUUGGGUGCUACAAAUAUCCCAUGGGUUCUUGAUGCCGCUAUUAGGAGGCGUUUUGAGAAGCGCAUUUAUAUUCCUUUACCUGAGGAACCAGCUAGAGCCACCAUGUUUAAGUUGCAUUUAGGUAAUACACAUACUGAGUUAAAUGAAGAAGAUGUUAAAGAAUUGGCUAAGAAAACAGAAGGAUAUUCGGGUGCUGACAUUAGCAUAGUUGUUCGAGAUGCUUUGAUGCAGCCUGUACGAAAAGUUCAAACUGCCACUCACUUUAAAAAGGUCCGAGGGCCAAGCCCAAAAGAUGCUAAUGUUAUUAUUGAUGAUCUUCUUACACCUUGUUCACCUGGUGACCCAGGGGCAAUUGAAAUGACCUGGAUGGACGUAGAAGGUGAUAAACUAGCUGAACCACCAGUUACAAUGAAUGAUAUGUUAAGGUCCCUUGCAACAUCGAAACCCACAGUUAAUGAUGAAGAUUUGACAAAAUUGGAGAAGUUUAAAGAAGAUUUUGGACAAGAAGGUUAAUUUUGAGAUUAUUGUGAAUGCAAAACUGUUAUUUAAUACUUACUGCAUUAUGAACUGUUUUUUAGGAAACAUGAAUGUUGUCUGGAAAAUUUAUUCAUGUUUCAAUGUACCCAAUAAUUGCUUUUAGUCAUUUUCAAUAUACUUUUAAAUGAUAAACAUAUUUUAUUUUUUAUUUAAAUGUGUAAGAAUGCCUUAUUUCGUUUAUAUAAAUUAUAUUUGUAACUAUGAGCGUUAAUAAAAUGUGAAUACUUAUUGCCUAAAUA